Molecule: messenger RNA, 1456 nt
Organism: Eucalyptus grandis
Lineage: Eukaryota; Viridiplantae; Streptophyta; Magnoliopsida; Myrtales; Myrtaceae
Product: MADS-box transcription factor 23-like
Exons: 9
Coding region: 402-1103 (233 amino acids)
Biological process (GO): positive regulation of transcription by RNA polymerase II
Cellular component (GO): nucleus
Molecular function (GO): DNA-binding transcription factor activity, RNA polymerase II-specific; RNA polymerase II cis-regulatory region sequence-specific DNA binding; protein dimerization activity
Source: RefSeq, a predicted model, not a curated record
UUUGUUGUUUUGGCCAAAGGGUAAGUGGAUCUUUGUUCACAUAAGAGCACACCUCUCUCUAUUUCUCUCUGCACCAUCUCAAUGGUUUGAUCCUCAUGCAUAAGCCUCAAAUCAUGGGCUUUGCGAUACCUAAUCCCCAUCUCAUUAAAGAACAACUCACAAGCAUUAAAAUAAUUUACUUUCCCUCUGUUCUUUUUCCCCUCAUUGGAACCCUCAAAUCCCCUCAAAUCUCAACCUUACCUAAAAAGAACUGCACUUUGUGAGGCCAUCUUCAAGACGACCGAAGACUUUCUUCAAUCUUCCGUCACAAGGAAGGCCAUCAUUUAAGACCUAGCCAAGAACUCGGAACCGUCAUCUCUUCUGAUCUAGAAAGAUUCAUUUCCAAGGGGUGAGAAGCGAAGAUGGUGAAAGGGAAGAUUGCGAUCCGGAAGAUUAAUUGCUCGAAGAGCAGGCAAGUGACUUUCUUCAAGAGAAGGACUGGGCUACUGAAGAAGGCCAAGGAGCUCUCCAUUCUUUGCGACGCUGAAAUCGGUGUCAUCAUCUUCUCCUGCACUGGCAAGCUUUAUGAGUACGCUAGCACCAGCAUGAAUUCAGUUAUCGAACGUUAUAACAGCAGGAAGCAAGAUAAAGAGCAACAAUCUAAUACAUCUACGGAGAUCCAGUUUUUGAAAAAGGAGACGGAAAGCAUGAUGCAGCAACUGAGGUGUUUGCAGGAAUGCAACAGGCGACUGAUGGGAGAAGAGCUUUCCAAACUAAGUUUGGAGGACUUAAAAAAUUUGGAAAAUGUCUUAGAAAUGGGUUUGAAGAAUGUUCGCUCGAGGAAGGACCAGAGUUUCAUGGGAGAAAUGAGGGAGCUAAAGAGAAAACUUGACCACGUCGAACAAGAAAAUGUAGAACUGCGGAAGAAGUCGAAAGUCGUAGGCCGAGAUGAUGGAGAAUCAGAGGGCGAGUUUUCUGCAGAAACUAGUUCCAGAAAAGAAAUGAGCAAGAUGAGUGCUCAAGCGAUACCCGAUAAAGAUGACAGUCCUGAAUGUCUCCUUCUCCAAUUGACCUUGCAACCAAAGCCCUAUCUUUUGGAUGCGCAAAAAACUGCAAGUGGAUAGUGAUGGUCAUGGCUGUCGAGGAUUGUCGGAUAAGCUUCUCAUAAAAUGAAUUACGAUGAUGGUGCGCUUACUAAUAAAAGAGGAUUCAUAUGGUGUAGAAUUAUAUUUUUGCAGAUGACGGUACCUAUGGUGGAGACCCCUCAGUCCAAAAGGAGCUGAUACGUUUUAUCACACUAACAUUUCAAUAGAGCUGGCAAAAAGGCUUUGCUCUAUCAGGCAUGCAUCAGCUUUUGCCAAUUUAUCUCCAUACCCCUUCUCCACAAGAUAGCCUUCUAGCAGUUCGAGUUGACUGUAACAACAACAUCAAUGAUCAAACCUUGCCCCAUUGAAUGAGAUUGAUAAUUUUGAUCUGA